CAAUUAAAUUCAUUUCAAUUCAAAAUGGUUUAUUUCAAAGAAGACUUUCAUCGCGGCGUUAAGCCGAAUUACAAAAGUUUACAAACAAAAUUAAUAACACAUAAUGUAAUAUAUAACGUACAUGUAGCUUCACCAUUAGGAGACAAUUCAUCAGAUGUUGGAUUGUCAGAUCAAAGGUUGUAAAGAUCACUCAACAUGUAUUUAUAUGCACACAUACUGUAUAUAGUCUUUUAAUUCUCAUUGUGAUAUUUAAAGAUUGCUCCAUGCCCUGAUCUUAAUUGAAUUUAGGCAGAGACAUACUAGAGAUGCAGUCAUAUUUGUCUUGUUUUUUCUUCAAAAUAAGAUGUGUAAAUGUGAGGGAAACUCUGCAUUGCUGAAAUGUCCGAGGAAAAUUAUUUCAUUGAUAUUCAUCUACAAGUACAAACACCUGUAUACAAAAAUUACUCAGAUUUUAAAUGCCCUUAAAAUUGAAUGAAGUCAUAUGAAUUCAGACAAACAUGUAGGACUGUCUCAGGCCUUUACAAUCCUUAAAGUGUAAUCAUGUGAAUAUGGAUUAUCUAUGUAUUUUUAGGAGGGCCAUCAAGACUGACAGAAUCACAGACCAAACCACUUUCUCCUGAACUGGUUGAGCGGUGUGCAGAUGAAAUCAAGUCCAAGUACAGGUCAACUGUCUGUAAGAUCAGAGCUGAUCCUCUCAAUCUAGCUUCCAUUGUGCAGUUAAAAGACAUGUAUACUAAUCUCUUCUUACAAAAAGAGCAUGGGACAGAGAAGCAAAUGCUAGAUUACAAUGAUAUCCUUAAUCUCAAAGUCAAUGGAGAGUUCCCCAAGCGGAUCAUGGUUCAGGGAGAGGCGGGGGCUGGAAAAACAACAUUUUGUGCUAAGAUUGCCUGGGACUGGAUUGAAGGAGAGUAUUUCAAACAAUUUGUGUGGGUCUUGAUUGUUCCUCUCCGUGAAUUUAAGAAACACACUAUUGGCGAGAUUGCAAAGUCUUAUCUGGCCAAAAACAAUACAGCAACGGUUUCUCAGAUGACUGAGUAUAUCCAGUCAAAUCCUGACAAGGUAUUCAUCGCAUUCGAUGGGCUAGACGAAGCCAGUGGUCUAAUCAUGAAGACAAAAUCUUGCGAAUCACAACCAAGUGUCACCUCCUCAGAGGCAUGCGGAAGCUCAUCUGAGACUGGUGAUAUUGGACUUGUAGAUAUUCUUUGUUCAGAUCGAAUUGUCUCUUGCCCAGUCUUGGUGACUACUCGCCCAUGGAGAGCAGUGGAGAUUAGAUCAGAUGGUGAUCUAAUGGAGCUCUACACAUUCAUUCAUGUUGAGGGUUUCAACAGAGAGAAUUUGUCAGUUUACAUUCACAAAUACUUUCCAAAGAAUGAUGAUAAAGCAAAUCAGCUUAUCCAAUUCUUCAGUGAUAAUGAUGUCAUAUAUGAAAACAUGGCCCCCUAUCCUAUAUAUGUAGCCAUGUUGUGUCUUAUGUGGAAAAAACGUGACGAGCAAAAAAUAAAGAAAAUGAAAUCACUGAAAACUUUUUCUCAGAUAUUCAAAGAAAUGAUUGCCUUUCUAAAAGAACAUUAUGCUCAGAAAGAGGUGAAGAAAGUAGGCAGCCGCUCACUUACUGACCAUUUAAAAAAAAUUGAUGAGCUCCUUGGACCGAUUGCCAAACAAGCCUUCAAUGGUCUGCUAGAAAAUACCUUGUCUUUCGGUGAAGAUGAUUUCCAAACGUGCGAAGAAAUAGAAUCCAAGGACACUGCCUGCCUUGUCGGGAUUUUGUCUCAGGAGGACAGAAUUAAUGCUGACAUGGAUACACAUGAGAUGAAUUCUCAUGUGCAAUUGUCGGUCUUCUUCCCUCACAAACUGUUUCAGGAGUACAUGGCUGGAUUCCAUCUUGCUUCCCUGUAUAAAUCAGAUCGUAAUGAAUUCAACAGGCUGAUUGAGCAAGUAGUGCUGCCAGGGAAGGAGGAGUUUAGGUAUCUCCUGUACUUCACUGUGUCACAGAACACACACAUUGCAACCUAUGUACUGAACUCUAUGCUGAAUUGUUUGAACAUCACUAGAGAUUUACAUUUCAUUGUUGAUGUAGCCUUUGAGAGUCAGGACCCAGGUGUAGCAGCCUUGAUGAAGGACAGGGUUUCAUCAUCAGAGGAGAGUAUGCUGACCAUAGAUAGAUACAUGACAGCACACACUGUAGCUGGUUAUGCAUUCAUUGGACCACAUGUGGGUAAACUCGAGAUUAGGAAAGAUUGUGGACCUACUACGUCACUUGAUGUGGCAGAGAUGAUAUGCUCCAUGCCAUCCUUGAAGAAUGUUUAUCUUAAAAAAGCAUUCCAUCAUUGUUUUUUUGCAACACUUGCAAAGAAAGGAAAAGAAUCAAAGGUGAGCAGUUCAUCCACAAUUGUGAUGUUCAUGUAUGUGCGAUUGUCUAAUUUAAUUUAAUUCCAUUACCAUCUCUUCCCUUUCUUAAUAUACAUUUUACAUAUUGAUGGCCUUUUCACUUAGGCGGGAGCACCCUGUAAAACAGUUGAAUGCUUAUACAACCAGUUGAACGCUUUUACAACUUGAAUGCUCUAAAAGAAACUCAUAUGUAGGAAGAUCACAACAUACUGAAAGGAGAAGUCCACCCUGUUUUAAAUUGGUGUUAAUGAAAGCAGAAAAAUAAGAGAAACAAAUUAGUGACAGUUUGAGCAA
Strongylocentrotus purpuratus (purple sea urchin) is the source of this 2682-nucleotide messenger RNA. RefSeq names its product protein NLRC5-like. The record is from RefSeq and is a predicted model, not a curated record. The coding region runs from base 727 to 2430 and encodes 567 amino acids. NCBI's taxonomy places the organism in Eukaryota, Metazoa, Echinodermata, Echinoidea, Camarodonta, Strongylocentrotidae. The transcript has 2 exons.